AUGGGGAUAUCGCAAACAAUGGAUGCUCUCCGGCAAAGAGCAGCGUUCGUCAAAGACUCGCUGCACAAGAGCCAAACCAUCACCGAUAACAUGGUCUCCAUUCUCGGUUCCUUCGAUCACCGCCUCUCCGCUCUCGAAACCGCAAUGCGUCCUACUCAGAUAAAAACGCAUUCGAUUCGAAGUGCACAUGAUAAUAUUGACAAGACUCUAAAAGUAGCAGAGGUGAUUUUGGCGCAAUUCGACCAGACCCGAAAGGCUGAGGCUAAAAUACUGCGAGGGCCACAUGAGGAUCUAGAAAGCUAUUUAGAAGCAAUUGAUCAGCUGAGAGCAAAUGUUCGUUUCUUCAGCAGCAAAACGAGUUUCAAAAGUAGUGAGAGUAUUGUCAACCAUGCCAACAGCUUGCUUACCAAAGCUAUCUCAAAGCUAGAAGACGAGUUCAGACAUCUUUUGACAAACUACAGCAAGCCAGUGGAACCUGAUCGCCUUUUUGAAUGCUUACCAAACUCUCUACGGCCAUCUGGGCAAAAUGAUGGUGGUGGCAAAAAUCAUACUGAAAAACAAAAAAUGGAAACUGUCACUUUCACACUUCCCACCCUCAUUCCACCCAGAGUUAUACCUUUGCUACAUGAUUUAGCACACCAGAUGGUUCAAGCUGGCCAUCAACAACAGCUCUUUCGAAUCUACAGAGACACCCGUGCUGCAGUCCUGGAACAGAGUCUUAGGAAGUUAGGUGUAGAGAGGCUAAGUAAGGAUGAUGUUCAAAAAAUGCAGUGGGAGGUUCUGGAGGCUAAGAUUGGGAAUUGGAUUCAUUACAUGAGGAUAGCUGUCAAAUUGUUGAUUUCUGGGGAGAAGAAAAUAUGUGAUCAAAUAUUUGAUGGUGUGGACUCUUUGAAAAGUCAAUGUUUUGCUGAAGUCACUGCCAGUAGUGUGGCUAUGCUUCUUAGUUUUGGAGAGGCUAUUGCCAAAAGCAAAAGGUCACCGGAAAAACUAUUUGUUCUUCUAGACAUGUAUGAGAUAAUGAGAGAACUUCAACCAGAGAUUGAGAGAAUUUUUGAAAGUAAAGCUUGCACUGAAAUGCGGGAAGCUGCAAUGAAUUUAGCAAAGAGACUAGCUCAGACAGCCCAAGAAACCUUUGCUGACUUUGAGGAAGCAGUUGAAAAAGAUGCCACCAAAACUGCUGUAAUGGAUGGAACUGUCCACCCUCUCACUAGCUAUGUGAUCAAUUACGUGAAGUUUCUUUAUGAUUACCAAUCCACUCUGAAACAACUGUUUCAAGAGUUUGAUCCCAGUGAUCCAGAAGCACAAUUAGCAGCCGUUACGACAAGAAUUAUGCAGGCUCUCCAGAAUAACCUGGAUGGAAAAUCAAAACAAUAUAAGGAUCCAGCGUUGACCCAGUUGUUUCUUAUGAACAAUAUCCAUUAUAUUGUGAGAUCUGUGAGAAGGUCAGAGGCAAAGGACAUGUUGGGGGAUGACUGGGUGCAAAUACAUAGACGAAUUGUACAGCAGCAUGCAAAUCAGUAUAAAAGGAUCUCUUGGGCAAAGAUUUUGCAGUGCCUCACUGUUCAAGGAGCAAAUUCUUCUGGUGGAGGGGACAGCACCAGUGGAGUCUCAAGAGCAGCGAUUAAAGAUAGGUUCAAGACCUUUAACACUCAAAUUGAGGAGCUUCAUCAGAGACAAUCUCAGUGGACUGUUCCGGAUAGUGAGUUGCGUGAAUCUCUUAGAUUGGCUGUUGCUGAAGUCCUGUUGCCUGCCUACAGAUCUUUCCUUAAACGUUUUGGGCCCAUGAUUGAGAAUGGAAAAAAUCCUCAGAAGUACAUCAGAUACUCUCCCGAGAAUCUUGAGCAAAUGGUGGGGGAAUUUUUCGAGAGCAAGACGUGGGGUGAACAGAAGCGGUGA
This is a messenger RNA of Abrus precatorius (Indian licorice), 1896 nucleotides long. Its product is annotated as exocyst complex component EXO70A1. Lineage: Eukaryota; Viridiplantae; Streptophyta; Magnoliopsida; Fabales; Fabaceae. Gene Ontology annotation, biological process: exocytosis. Bases 1 to 1896 code for a protein of 631 amino acids. The record is from RefSeq and is a predicted model, not a curated record. Gene Ontology annotation, cellular component: exocyst. The transcript has 11 exons. Gene Ontology annotation, molecular function: phosphatidylinositol-4,5-bisphosphate binding.